ACUUAGGUACAAAAGUCUAUAGAGAUCACUGAAAAUUUAAAAUUUCUGUUUGGAUUGGUUGUCACGCAUGAGUGCACGUUACUAACAACGCAUAUUUACAUUCCGCGUCUCAAAAUUUUCGUUCAAGUAAAACAUCUUGGAGCACCAAUUUGAGACUCUGAUUUUACGAAAUAUUGAGAUUUACAACUGUGGAAUCCAUAGCAAAAGAAAAUGAGGACUAUGCCACUUUGGGCGGACCAGCCCCAGGACAAAGGACAGACCCCGAAAUGCAUAUACGAUCUUGCAUUUAAACCCGAUGGAAGCCAGUUACUCGUUGCAUCAGGUAGUCGUAUACUGGUGUAUGAUCCUUCUGAUGGAACACAUUCACAAACUCUACGAGCUCAUAAAGAUACAGUUUAUUGUCUUGGAUACUCUAGAGAUGGUAAAAGAUUUGCCUCUGGUGCUGCUGAUAAGUGUGUCAUUAUAUGGACAGAUAAAUUGGCAGGAAUACUGAAAUAUACCCACAAUGAAGCAAUCCAGUGUCUUGCAUACAACCCUGUUACACCUCAGUUGGCAUCAUGUGCAAUAAAUGACUUUGGUUUGUGGGCUCCUGAGCAAAAGUCUGUGAAUAAACAUAAGAUGAGCAACAGAAUUACAUGUUGCAGUUGGACAAGCGAUGGUCAAUAUCUUGCUCUUGGCCUUUUUAACGGAGUUAUCAGUAUACGAAGUAAGAUGGGAGAGGAUAAAAUAAAGAUUGAGCGGCCAGGAGGUUCACUGUGCCCUAUUUGGAAAAUACUAUGGAACCAGAACAAAAAUAACUCCAAUGAUGUUCUUACUGUUUGUGAUUGGGGACAAAACCUUUCCUUUUACCAUUUGAAUGGGAAACAGAUUGGCAAAGAUACGAAACUAGAAUUUGACCCAUGUGCACUCCAGUUUUUUGAUGAAGGAAGGUACUUGGUGGUUGGUGGAUCUAACAGGAAGACAUCCUUGUACUCGAAAGAAGGACAUUUCCUUGGUAUAGUGUCCGACAGCAACAGUGGUUGGGUUUGGUCCAUUGCUUGCAAACCAGAUGGCAAUGUUGUGGUUGUUGGGCACCAGGAUGGCACGAUAACAUGUCACAGUUUAACCUUCUCCACUGUGCAUGGCUUGUACAGAGACUGUUACGCCUUCCGACAAUUGCUUACCAACGUGGUGGUGCAACGACUCAACUCUGAUAUAAUGGAUGUCGAUCUGGAAGAAGAUGACUCAUCAAAGAUCACCAUCAAGUGCAAUGAUAUUGUCAAGAAGAUAUCAGUUUAUAAAGAUAAGCUCGCGGUCCAACUAUCAGAUCGUAUUGUAGUUUACAAGAUGGUCACUAAAGAUACCACAGUUACCUACAAACCUGUGAAUAAGAUUCUGAAAAAAUUUGAGUGCAAUCUGUUGGUUGUAUGCAGCGAAAAUAUUAUUCUCUGUCAGGAAAGCAAACUGACUUGUUUUUCAAUGGACGGAGAGAAACAGCGCGAGUGGUUGCUUGAAGCAAACAUCAGAUAUAUCAAAGUGAUUGGGGGACCUGCUGGUAGAGAGGGGAUGCUAUUAGGGUUGAAAAAUGGACAGGUUUUACAAAUUUUUGUUGACAAUCCAUUUCCGAUCGAGAUGCUUAAGAUUAACAGCUCCAUCCGGUGUCUUGAUCUGAGCAUGAAACGAACAAAACUUGCGAUAAUCAGCGAUAACUCAACAUGCCAUGUGUAUGACAUCGCAACUAAAGAACUUCUCUUUGAGGAAGUAAAUGCCAACAGCGUGGCUUGGAACACACAGAACGAGGAAAUGCUUUGUUACUCAGGUAAAGGUUACUUGGGUAUCAAAGCAGGAUCAUUCCCAGCACAGCAACGACGCAUGAAUGGCUUCGUAGUCGGCUACUGUGGCUCUCGUAUAUUCUGCUUACACGUGCAUGCUAUGAGAGCAGUGGAUGUUCCACAAUCGGCACCAAUGUACCAGUACCUUGAUCGACAAUUGUACAAUGAAGCAUACCAGAUAGCAUGCUUGGGUGUGACAGACACAGAUUGGUACAAUCUAUCACAGAAAGCUCUAGAAAAUUUGAGUUUUGACGUUGCUCGGAAAGCCUUCACGAGAAUCCGUAAUCUAAGAUAUCUGGAACUUAUUCAAAACAUAGAGGAUCGUCAAAAACGUGGUGAAAACAAGACCGACCUUUUCAUGGCUGACAUCCAUGCUUAUAGAAGUGAAUUUGCUGAAGCUGCAGGUUAUUAUAAGAAGGCUGGUCACUCACAGAAAGCAGUGGAUAUGUAUACUGACCUUCGCAUGUUUGAACUUGCAAAGGAAUAUGUAGAGACCAGCGAUCCAGUAGAGCACAAGCAAUUGAUGGCAAAACAAGCAAACUGGGCCAAAAACACAAACGAGCCUAGAGAAGCCGCUAAGAUGUAUCUGGCUGCCGGUGAAAACUUGAAAGCUCUUGAUAUAAUUGGGGAACAUGGGUGGACAGAUAUGUUAAUGGAGGUCGCCCGAAAAUUGGAUAAAGCCGACAGGGAGGCGUUAACAAAGUGUGCGUUCUAUCUUAAACGGCUACAACAGUAUGCUUACUGUGCAGAGGUGUAUAAUAAGAUGGGUGACAAAAAAGCUCAUAUACUUUUGCAUGUAGAAACAAAGAACUGGGAUGAGGCUUUCUCGUUGGUGGAAAAGUUUCCUGAGUUUAAAGAUGACGUUUAUGUUCCCCAUGCAAAGUGGUUGGCUGAAAAUGAUAAGUUUGAAGAAGCACAGAAAGCAUUCCACAAAGCUGGUCGCAUUACUGAAGCUCUGCAUGUACUCGAACAACUAACUGAGAAUGCAGUUGAUGAAUGUAGAUUUAACGACGCAGGUUACUACUACUGGAUGCUAUCUAUGCAGUGUCUAGACAUAGCUGCAGAGAAAACACCAAAGAAAGCAGAAAUGCUGAAGAAGUUCAAAAAAUAUCAGAAACUUGCUGAGAUAUAUUAUGUGUAUCACUCCAUACAAAGAUACACUGAUGAACCAUUUACUUCCCAUUUACCUGAAGCAUUAUUCAACAUUGCGAGGUUUCUACUUCACAGUAUAUCGGGUUCAAAUCCGCCAAGAGGGGUUUCGAAAGUUGCGACCUUAUAUGCGCUCGCCAAGCAGAGCAGAUCAUUAGGUGCGUACAAGCUAGCACGUCACGCAUAUGAAAAGCUACAUGCAUUGAAAUUACCUUUGAGGUUCCAGGACCUGAUUGAUUUGGGUUCAGUAACAAUAAGAUCUAAACCUUACCAUGAUAAUGAGGAUCUGCAGCCAAUGUGUUAUAGAUGUUCCACUACUAAUCCAUUGCUGAAUGCACAAGGCAGUUCAUGCAUUAACUGUCAUCAGCCAUUCGUUUAUUCUUUCUCUUCAUUUGAGGUUCUUCCACUCGUGGAGUUCACGCUGGAGGAAGGGAUCGGUGAUGAAGAAGCGUGUAGACUCAUCGACUCCUCCAUCAAACAAGCGAAGUCCAACGAAUGGAAGGACACAGAGAGGGAUGCGCAAACAUUAAGAAUGGAUGAAGAGGAGGAAGAAGAUCCGUUUACUGCUCGACUUCUCACUUUUGAGGGUGGCGGAGACUACUUGCCCGUUGUUGUGAACAGGUCAGUUCUGAGAGCUCUCCCACGCCGUGAGGUUCUCGUACGACGCUGGGCCCCUCCGUUACGAUUUCAAUAUUUCAAAAACCUAAUGCCUGAGGUGGCAGUUGCAAUGUGCGAUUCAUGCUUUCAGAUGUUUCAUGCCGAUGACUAUGAGUUGAUGGUGCUUCAAAAACAGUGUUGCCCGUUUUGUCGCAAAGCUUCAGACGCCCAUGAGGACAAGCCAGAAAUGUAAACACUGGGACAUCGCAAAACAAUGGCUGCAGCUCUCCUGUUAAAUUCAUAUAUUGGUGUUUAUUUUUUACCCACAGCAGUUAGGCAUGCUGCUUUGUGUUAUAUGUUUAUAAUUAAUAGUUAGUAUUUUGUAUGAAAUGUUCAGAUUUUAAUAAAUAUAUAUCGUUCAUGCAUAUUGGUUAUAAAUUUAAACCACAAGACAAAUAUUGCAAUGCUAAUUUCGUGUUUUAUGUUUUAGCAUAUUUCGUAUAAUGUGCCGGUUUCAUUGUGUAAUACUGUGGGGUUGAGAUGAGAUACUUUAGCAACUAAAUCUCAUAUUUCCUCAUUGUGUUUAAACAGUUUUAAAUAUUCUUUGUUUACUAACCAAUGGGACGAGAAAAUAGAAUGAAAACAUGUCCUAUUCUACCCCACCCUGCUG
Ciona intestinalis (vase tunicate) is the source of this 4227-nucleotide messenger RNA. The record is from RefSeq and is a predicted model, not a curated record. Lineage: Eukaryota; Metazoa; Chordata; Ascidiacea; Phlebobranchia; Cionidae.